Messenger RNA from Gavialis gangeticus (Gharial), 5818 nucleotides. RefSeq names its product phosphodiesterase 6B (gene PDE6B). Gene Ontology annotation, molecular function: protein binding; 3',5'-cyclic-nucleotide phosphodiesterase activity. The record is from RefSeq and is a predicted model, not a curated record. Gene Ontology annotation, biological process: signal transduction; retina development in camera-type eye. The coding region runs from base 379 to 2883 and encodes 834 amino acids. NCBI's taxonomy places the organism in Eukaryota, Metazoa, Chordata, Crocodylia, Gavialidae. Gene Ontology annotation, cellular component: photoreceptor outer segment membrane. The transcript is spliced from 22 exons.
UCAGAAGGAUACAUCUUCACUGACUGUCAAGAAAAAAACACAGGGGAUCUAAAUAUCCUAGGACUUCACUUUUGUUAACCCAUCAAGAUAAGGGAGGAGAAAAAUGGACUUGCAGCUUUAGCACAAGUUAUCUAAUCUGUUUGCUUGAGAAAAUCUGUCCUCCCACGGACUCACCUUCAACACUCUUAAGGAAUACUUUCUUGAUGACAAUCACUCUGCUCACCACUGGCUCACCACUGGCCAUCCCAGAAGCAGCGCUUUAGAGCACCAGAUUGCAUAGUAUGAAUCUUUAGGGACCAUAUCAGCGGAAGAACAAUCCUUGGACAGACAGCAUUCCUGGGAUAUCACAUAGCACGGGACCUAAGAGGGACAUCCACCAUGAGUCUUAGCGAGGAUGAGGUGGAGAAGUUUCUUGAUAGUAACCCUAGUUUUGCCAAGCAGUACUUUGAUAAACACCUGAAAACAACUGAAAAUGAGAGUGAUAUCCUGUUUGAAUUAAUCCAAGACAUGCAGGAAAGCAUCAACAUGGAGAAGGUGGUUUUCAAGACCCUGAGAAGAAUCAGCUCUCUCAUCCAUGCAGACCGCUGUAGUCUUUUUAUGUACAGGCAGAGAAAUGGCAUAGCAGAGUUGGCUACCAGGCUUUUUAAUGUACAAGAAGGAAGCACACUGGAGGAAUGCUUCGUGACUCCAGACUGUGAAAUUGUCUAUCCUUUGGACAUAGGUGUGGUGGGGCAUGUGGCUCAAACCAAGAAAACAGUGAACCUCAAGAAUAUCCAUGAGUGUGCGCAAUUCAGUACAUUUGUUGAUGAACUCACAGAAUUUACUACAAAGUGCAUCCUUGCAACACCCAUCAUGAACGGCAAAGAUGUAGUUGCUGUGAUCAUGGCUGUCAAUAAAACAGAUGACACAAACUUCUCUGAUGCCGAUGAAGCACUUUUCCUGAAGUAUCUGAAUUUUGCCUCCCUAAACCUGAAAAUUUAUCAUUUGAGUUACCUUCACAAUUGUGAGACACGAAGAGGUCAGGUGCUGUUGUGGUCAGCUAACAAGGUGUUUGAGGAACUGACAGAUAUUGAGAGACAGUUCCACAAAGCCUUUUACACAGUAAGAGCCUAUUUGAACUGUGACAGAUACUCUGUGGGCCUCCUGGAUAUGACCAAAAAGAAGGAAUUUUUCGAUUUGUGGCCAGUUCUAUUAGGUGAAGUUCCAGCUUAUUCAGGACCCCGGACUCCUGAUGGCAGAGAAAUAGUAUUUUACAAGGUCAUUGAUUAUAUCUUACAUGGAAAGGAAGACAUCAAAGUUAUCCCAAAUCCCCCAGCAGAUCACUGGGCUCUUGUUACUGGACUCCCAACAUAUGUAGCUGAAAGUGGUUAUAUUUGCAACAUUAUGAAUGCAGCUGCAGAUGAAAUGUUUAAAUUUCAGGAAGGUCCUCUAGAUGAAUCGGGAUGGACUAUCAAAAAUGUUCUAUCCAUGCCAAUAGUUAACAAAAAAGAAGAAAUUGUUGGUGUUGUCACAUUUUACAACAGAAAAGAUGGGAAGCCAUUUGAUGAACAAGACGAAACUCUCAUGGAGUCCUUGACACAGUUCCUGGGCUGGUCCGUACUUAACACAGACACAUAUGACAAGAUGAACAAGCUGGAGAAUCGAAAAGACAUUGCUCAAGACAUGGUGCUCUACCAUGUGAGAUGUGACAAGGAUGAAAUUCAGGAUAUCUUGCCAACACGAGACAGGCUGGGGAAAGAACCACAUGAGUGUGAAGAAGAAGAACUGGCAGAAAUACUGCGUGAUCAACUCCCGGACCCUGGUGAAUUUGAAAUCUACGAGUUCAAGUUCUCUGAUUUUGAGUGCUCUGAGCUUGACCUUGUGAGGUGUGGAGUUCAGAUGUACUAUGAGCUUGGCGUGGUGAAAAAAUUCCAGAUUCCACAAGAGGUACUGGUAAGAUUUGUGUUCUCUGUCAGCAAGGGUUACAGGAGGAUUACUUACCACAACUGGCGCCAUGGCUUCAAUGUUGCACAAACGAUGUUCACGCUUUUAAUGACUGGCAAAUUGAAGCGUUACUAUACAGACCUUGAAGCCCUUGCUAUGGUAACUGCAGGUUUAUGCCAUGACAUUGAUCACAGAGGAACCAACAACCUUUAUCAGAUGAAAUCUCAACAUCCUUUAGCAAGACUUCAUGGAUCAUCAAUUCUGGAGAGACACCACUUGGAAUUUGGAAAGUUCUUGCUGGCAGAAGAGUCGCUGAAUAUUUACCAGAAUCUCAACAGGAGACAGUAUGAACAUGUGCUUAACUUGAUGGAUAUCGCUAUCAUAGCAACUGACUUGGCACUGUACUUCAAAAAGAGAACAAUGUUUCAGAAGAUUGUUGAUGAGUCGGAGAAAUAUGAGGACAAAAAGGCAUGGACUGAUUAUUUGUCUCUGGAGACUACCAAAAAAGAGGUUGUCAUGGCCAUGAUGAUGACUGCCUGUGAUUUGUCUGCUAUUACUAAACCCUGGGAAGUCCAGAGUCAGGUAGCUUUGCUAGUAGCAGCUGAGUUCUGGGAACAAGGAGACCUGGAAAUAAGUGUACUUCAGCAACAACCUAUUCCCAUGAUGGACAGAAAAAAGGCUGCCGAGCUACCAAAGCUUCAAGUUGGUUUCAUUGACUUUGUGUGCACAUUUGUAUAUAAGGAAUUUUCUCGUUUCCAUCCGGAAAUUCAGCCAAUGCUGGAUGGGUUGCUGAACAACAGAAAGGAAUGGAAGACCCGUGCUGAUGAGUAUGAUGCAAAAAUGAAAGCAAUUGAAGAAGAGAAGAAAAAGGCAGCAGAAAAGGCAGCUGAAAAGAAAGGAGAGGCAUUAGCUUGCAAUGGAGGAACAGCUCCCACAUCUAAAACAUGCUGUAUAAUCUAGAGCUCAGAAAGAUGGUGUUUGAAUGACCCAAACUGAGAAACAUCUUGUAAAACAAAAUCAUGGUGUACAAAUAUAAAUUCUGUUUUUACCAUUUUACUACCUAAAUUAGACCUAUCAGCAGCCAUGGAAGGGCCAAAUCUUGUUUGCCUUACUCAUACGAGUACUCUUACUGAAGGUAAAGAGCCAAAUUCUGCCCUGUCUAACUCCACACAAUGUCAUUCAAGUCACUGGGGUUACACAGAGGUUAAGUCAGGGCAGCACUUGGCGAUCUGAAUCUACUUGUGUGACUGAUGGAAGUAGGAUAUGACCUGAAGUCUGAACAUGCCCCUUACAUGCACACACUUACCUUGAAAAAUGUUGAAAUGAUCAUGUGCCCAAUUCAACCCUAGUUGUGUGGUGGGUGAACUGUGGUAGAGUCAACUCCUAUGCAUCUCACAGGACCAGGUGUAAAAGCCAGCAAUAUGCAAACAGGAAAUGCAAAGACUGACCCCUCAGGUUGCUUGGCUUCUCAGAGUAAUAAAAAUAGACUUUAUCCAACAACUGAUGCCUAGAUUCUGAUCUCAGGUAUGCUGGAAUAGACAUGGAGUUGGGAUGACACCCUGGUAACUGAAUUCAGAAUCUGAAUUCAGAAUCUGGCCUUUAAUGAGGACCAGCACUGGGGAAAUUAAAGUACAGGCAUUAGCUGUAGAACUAAUACAUUGUUUUUAUUUUGCUGAUAUUAGUACACCUUAUUUUGUGGAGAAACUGGGCCAAAUUCAGGACUGGUCUAAAAGAUUGCAACUCCACUGAAGCCAAAGAAAUGCACAAUGACAAUAAUUCUGUAUUCAGUAGAGUUAGAUGGGUGUGCUGUAAAUACAUGGACCAUGCAUUUGAAGGGAAGGAGAAACCUAUAGCUUCUCAUUGCAUGAGCAAUAUGUACUAUCAGGGGUCCUGAAGAAACAAACAUAUAAAUACUAUAUCAUAAAGGUGCCAAAUUAAGGUUGUCCUGGCAACCUUAAUUGUGGCAUUUCCUAAUUAUAGUUUGUAACAUUAAUGUCAUUUCAGCCUAGUUUGAGUACUAGAGACUUUGCAUGACCAAAGAGUAAGCCAUUUUUGACCAGUGAUGAGAAAUGAGUAUGUGAGCUUUGUAUGGAUACUACAGUUGGACACUUCUUUUGUUUCAGAUUGCAUCCCUUAAUACCAUUGAUGUGCUAGAUUGGGAUUUGUUUAAUUCACAACAAAAAGUUUCACAAAUGCCUACUUACAGGAAUGCUCAGAGAAACUAGGGUGGGUACAGGGAGAUCUUUCUCUGCUCUCUAUUAGGGUCUUGUUCACCUCUAAGCCACAGCUUUAUAAGUGUUUUGGUAUAUGCUUGAGUUUUUAAAAAAAAAUUAUGUUGAUUUUCCUGCCACCUCCUGUGUUUUUUCCCUUGAGCAUAUUACUUUAAUAUUGUUUCUAAUACAUGUGAGAGAAGAGUUAGGUUCAGAAGUUGAUUCUGUCAGGUAUGCUACAGUGAUGAUCAAUCUAACAGAAGGAGAGUGACAAAACAUGCUUGUUAAGGGCACAGCACAUUUUGAGGAAAUGUGGUUCUCAGUACUUUCUGCCUGCUCACUUGCUGCAGAAUUUUCUUAGCUAUGCUCAGAAGAACCAGCUAUUUCAAAUCAGAGGCCUCAGAGUGACCACAGGUGCUUCACAGCAAAUAAGUAUGGGAUCAAAGGCUGUACCUUCAGAAGACACUAACUAGAUUUUUACCAUUUAAGAAUGACAUGCUUGACAACUUCCAUAGGAAGAAAAAGUCCUAGAUGCUGGAAUAUUUCCUAUACAUAUAUCCCACAAGCUCAAAUUUCAUAUUGUAGGUAAGUGGAUUCAUGAAAACUGUUGGCUUAAUUAUAUGCAAUUUACUUUGCUAUCUAAUGGUGAAACAGAUUAUCAUGGUCUCACACUGUUUGAAACAGAAUAGCACUAUUUUGGGUGCAAACAGUGUUAGCUAGUCAGUAACGGUGGUUAUACAAAGAGCUAUAAAAAAGCAUUGGAUUGUAUGGUUACUGGAGCAGAGAUUGUUUUGGUUGGGCUUAGACAGAGUACUGGGCCAAAUGUGGUCUGUGACUAUGUUAAUAUUGCCAUCUAAACAACACAAAAUCCAGGAGACCAAUUUUAGUUGUGACAUGCAAAAUAUGUCCCUGUAUGUCUAGCCAUGAGGUAGAAGAUAUUGGUGCUGCUGAGUGUGUGCACAUAAAGUUCAAUACCUCAAACUUAAUGUUUUAACCUUGUAUAACAAAGAAAGACGUCAGGUCACCUGAAAUUUUGUCCUACAAUACAUGUUGUUUAAAAGUACUAACCACAAAAAAAUUAACGGACUUUGUUAAAUUAUGCUUAGGGUGUAAGGUUAAAGUUUGUAAUCCUUUAUUCCCAACUUAGGUAUCUAAGCCUGCCCCAAAACAAAUUGAUGUCUAUUCUGUUGACUUCAGUUAGCUCUGGGUCACACCUUAGGUGAAAGAGAGAUAUUUAGUUUAGCAAGGAGAGCAGUGACUGAUUGAGCUGUAUAGGUGCUUUUGCAGUUUUUGAAAAUUAUAGAAUAGAAAAUCUUAGAACUGUGCCUCCAGACAUGCUGCACUUCAUUUGCUUUGAACUUUAUGGUGACAUUUAAAAAUACAGUAUAUAAUGCAACAAAUUCAUCUACAGCAGUCCAAAUUAUGUGCAGAAUUGAGAAGAGUAGGUUUUGAAAUACUGACCAAUAUUUUCCUGGAGAAAAUGCUGAAUAUAAAAAGGUACUCGCUUUAGCAAAAAUUACUAAGCAGGGUUGUACAAAUAUAUACUAGCACUUUUUAUCUGAAAUUUAACUGUCUUAAGAAUUUGUAUUGGACCACACACGCUGAAAAACAACAAAUAUUCUGUAGUUGUGUAUAGGACAACUGCACAUGUAAGGCUCAUUCUAAAAUAAACCAUUUAAAACUUG